AUGGUUACAAAAGAUAUGUCACGAUGGUUCAUAUUCACAGCCAGCCUAUUACAUGUUGCGGCGUGUGGACUUUAUACUGACAAAAUCAUAGAAAAUUUGGAGCAGCAAGCUGCUGUGGAGAAUUAUACUGAAAUAAUGAAAAGGAUUGGUUCAUUUGUUGAAACAAGUGAAAUCAAAGUUCGCAGCAAUGACGAAAUCCUUGACAAAUUAAAUAGGUUACAUACGAAUUAUCCUCACAUAACGUACAUGUACGAUAUUGGGAGGUCGGUCAAAUCAAGACCGUUAACUGUGCUGGCUAUUGGGAUCUUCCCGGACAGGCAUUAUCCAGGUGUACCGGAAUUCAAAUACGUGGCGAAUAUUCAUGGAAACGAGGUAAGACUGCCUGAACAUCCAGAUAGUGAGCAAGCGCUUUUUUGUAGACAGAACUAG
Molecule: messenger RNA, 429 nt
Organism: Gongylonema pulchrum
Lineage: Eukaryota; Metazoa; Nematoda; Chromadorea; Rhabditida; Gongylonematidae
Source: the annotation of a GenBank genome assembly